GUGAAACUGAUCAGACGUGUUGAGUUACACUGAGAAACUGAAGCCACCUUCCUUCAGGCUCUGGUUACUUGUUACCUGUGUUACCUGUGGAGUGACUGUGGACGUGACGACGGGGACAAGGUCCAGAGGUUUUUAUCAGCUCUGUGAAAAUGUGAUGUGGACUGUGAGGGGGCGGGAUUCAGGACAGAGGUGAAACAGGUGAGAGAGGGAGAGGAUUAUACAAACACAGCACAGCAGGAUUAAAACAUACAGCUUCAUUCAGCUGUGAUGAGGACUCAGAGUCCUUGUUCUCAGAGCUGAAUUCUGGACCAGGACCUCUUUUUAACUUGUCUGGAUCCAGAGAUGAUGAAGCCAAACGUCCACUUGAAUUAACCCCAGAGGACAGUUUUGUGGAGGUGAACUGGACCUGUGGGAAGAGGGUCAUGUAUGUCCUGUGCACCCUGGCGGUUCUGACCCUCCACAGCCUCUUCAAGAACCGGAACAAGACCGUGGAGCCCAGCGGGACCUCGGAGACCGCAGGGCAGAAAGGUCAACCAGAGGAUGGAGGUGUUGUCGAGGUCUGGGGGAUUCGUGGAGACGAGUCAGUGAGGAUCGUGGACCGCAGAGGACUGAUGAGCUGCAGAGGUGAAGGGAAGAGGAGGCGAGGAGGAAGAGGCGUCCGUAAUGUCCCCGACAGCAGGAAACGAGUCCAGCCGGUCCAGCGGUCCAACGCUCUGCUCAGCCCGGCGGUCAUGUUCGGCACAAGAAAGACCUGGGACCUCGGCCACGCCCCCUGCCUGCAGGAGCUCUGGAAGAAAGACAUCUCAUUGGACGCGAGCUCAGUGGACUUCCUGAUGAGUGAUGGUGAAGACGACGGCUCCUUCCUGUCCCUGCCCACUGCCGCCUUCUCACAGCGCCCCUCUCUGACUGCGGAGCUGACAGAAACAAACGCACCCAGCCAGCAGCUACUCAUCCAGACUCUACAGGACAAAGUGUGUGAGUUUCAGGCUCGUCUUCGCUCUGAAGAAGUCACUCGUCACCUGCUGCUCCAGCAGCUGCAGCAGCAGAGCGUCCAGGAGAAGACGUGUGGAGGCGGAGGAGGUGUCCAGACACUGCAGGAGGAGCAGCUGUCAGCUCUACCCAACGGUGAGAGGGUGCAGCCUGGUGAACAACCUUCAAAUCGUCUCAACUGUCCAGAAGAAGAGCAGCUCGUUACUCGGCUGCGCACACAGGUGGAGGAGCUGGAGGAGAAGCUGUUGGAUCAGACUCAGGAGGUGGAGAGACUUCGCUCUGAACUGGGGGCGACAGACCUGGAGAAGCAGCUGGAGCUGCUGGUAGUGGAGAACGAGCGUCUGAAGCAGGAGCUGAAGUCAUGCAGGAGCUCAGAGCUUCAGAAGCUCGAGGCUGCUGCAGAGACCUGCAGCUGCAGCCACUGCCCUUACAGCCAGGAUGCAGAGUCCCUGCGGAGAGAGGUGUCUCGCUGGGAGAGCCAGGCCCGGCAGAGGGAGCGGCGGCUGGCUGAGCUGGAGCGAGAACUGCUGGAGAAAACCUCAAGGGUGGAGUCUCUCCACCGGCAGCUGGACGACUCCACCCGGCAGCUGGACGAUGGCCGGAGGCAGCUGGAGGAGGCGAGGCGGAGGCAGGGGGAGACCGAGCAGAAACUUGGCCUCCGUCUGCAGGAGUGUGAGGACGAGCUCGCUAGACAGGCAACGGCGCCCCCCAGAGUCAAGUAUGUGACUCAUACGGUGGAGGUGGAGUCGGCAGACUCUCAGAAAGCUCUGGCUGAAAUGCAGACGAAGAACACUACUCUGCAGGAGCAACUUUCUGUCCAGAGACAGCUGCUGAGAGAGCUGGAGACACAGCUGCACGAGUCGCAGAGGACCUGCGCUCAGCUCAGGACACAGAUCCUGGUGUAUGAAGGAGAGAUGGAGCGAGCUCAGGGUCAGCUGGAGGCCGAGAUGCAGAACCUGGAGGAGGAGAAGAACCGAGUGAUCGAGGAGGCGUUCAUCAGAGCCGAAAGCGAGAUGAAGGCCGUCCACGAGAACCUGGCAGGAGUGCGUAUGAACCUGCUGAGCCUCCAGCCGGCUCUCAGGACUCUGACCUGUGACUACAACUGUCUGAAGAGGCAGGUGCAGGACUUCCCGUUCAUGCUGGAUAAAGCCAUCACUGAGGCCAAGCAGGAGAUCUGUCAGGUGAUCAGUGAGGUGAGCAGCACAAACCAGGAGCUGCUGCGUAAAUACAAGAGAGAGAUGAACCUGAGGAAGAAAUGUCACAACGAGCUGGUUCGACUCAAAGGUAACAUCCGUGUUUUCUGCCGCGUCCGGCCCGUCAGUCAGGAGGAGCAGGACGCCGCCGCCGAUGCCAAAACCAUGCUGAGCUUCGACUCGGAUGACGACGCCAUCCUCUACCUCUCCAACAAGGGAAAGAUCAUGACCUUUGAACUGGACAAAGUCUUCGCUCCACAGGCAACACAGGAGGAGGUGUUUCAGGAGGUGCAGUCUCUGGUCACUUCUUGUAUCGAUGGCUUUAACGUCUGCAUCUUCGCCUAUGGACAAACCGGCUCUGGGAAAACCUACACCAUGGAGGGCGUGGUCGACGACCCUGGCAUCAACCAGCGAGCACUCCGCCUGCUCUUCUCUGAGGUGACGGAGAAAGCUCCAGACUGGGACUACAAGAUCACAGUCAGCAUGGUGGAGAUCUACAAUGAGACGCUGCGAGACCUGCUGGGAGAGAAUCCCACUGACAAACUGGACAUUAAGAUGAACCCUGACGGCAGUGGACAGCUCUACGUCCCCGGACUGACCGAAUUCACCGUGCAGAGCCCCGAAGACAUCAACAGGGUGUUUGAGUUGGGUCACAUGAACAGAGCAACAGCCUGCACCAACCUGAAUGAACACAGCUCUCGUUCACACGCUCUGCUCAUCAUCACUGUGUCCGGAUUCAACACGGCCACUGGAAACCGCACACAAGGUAAGCUGAACCUAGUGGACCUGGCAGGCUCGGAGAGAAUCGGUAAGUCGGGGGCGGAGGGCAGUCGGCUCAGAGAGGCUCAGUGCAUCAACAAAUCCCUGUCGGCGCUUGGUGAUGUUAUUAACGCGCUGCGGAGCAAACACUCCCACGUCCCGUUCAGAAACUCCCGCCUCACCUACCUGCUGCAGGACUCACUGAGUGGGGACAGCAAGACCCUCAUGAUGGUGCAGGUCUCUCCGUUGCCCAGCAACAUGAGUGAGUCUGUGUGUUCGCUGAAGUUCGCUCAGCGUGUUCGCAGCGUCGAGCUGAGCUCCUCGUCCAGGAGACACGAGAACUCGUCCACCUCGUCCUCGCCAACCCAUGACAGCGUCGAGCUGGACUCUCCCCCGGUGACCCCGGUCCCUCUCCCCAUCUCUCGGGCCAGCAGCGCCGGCUCCACCCUCUCCUCCGCCUCCAGAACCCCCAGCAGCUCCCGCAGGAGGUCGCAGUCCCAACUCUCCACAGGUCUGAACUGUAACAGUGAUGGAGGAUUUUCCCAGCAUCACCUGCUGUCAGUCUGCUCUUCCUCUUCCUCUGUGUCCUCAUUCUGUGGUCUGAUUGGUUGGUUUACAGACAGACAGGUAGACAGAGCCAGCCCAUUGGUGGGGGACGGUGGGCAGGACGACUGAAGCUGACGGCCUGAGGGACCCAGAGACGCCGAUGCUGUGGGACGUCCGGGUCUGAUCGCAGGGUGUCGGCCAACACCCUGAGGAUUUUACCUGAUGGGACAUCACAUCCAUCCUGUCCUUGCUGGAUUUAUUAAACCCCCGUCUGAGCGGGACAAAGGAGCAAAGACUUUUGGCAACUUUACAGGGUGGAACAAUCUGAAAUAUCCACUGACUCAUGUCUCUUUCAGUGGAGAACAUGGCCAAAUGUUUAGAUUUCUUCUUGCUGUGAUGGACAUUUAAAGACUUUUACAGACUCUGAUGAAAAACCACUGAAACUCCUAAAAGUCCUCGAGCUCCUCCCAUCUGGACCGAACUGAAAUUCUCACUAACUCAUCCUCCCAGAAAUCAGUAUACGCUUUCCAAUCACAGUAUUUUAUUGUUUCUUUGUAAAGUUGCACUUUAAAUUUCUAGAUUAUUUUCUAACCCACAGUUCCAGAUGUGGCUGAUUUAUAAUAUAUGCAUAAUAUGGUUCUAUAUUUAUGUUUGACAUGCUUUAAUCUUGUUUUUUGUUUCAUUAAGAUGUUUUUUUUUUUUUUUUUUUUUUUUUUUUGCAGGCUACGUGAAAAUUUUGAGGUUAAUCUUAAGAUUUUGAGGUGAAAAUGAAGAUUUCUGGUUUAAAUCUCAAAUUAUUUUAUCUCAGAAAACUGAGAUUGAUCUAAUUUUAUCACGUCUUGAAUCCUCUUCUGUAGUUCGGAGGCUGACUUUGUGUCCUCGUAGUCCUCCUUCAUCCAAUCAGGGUACUCCACUGAUGCUGAGCUGUCCAAUAGGACGUGAGCAAUACAAGGAAAUCGUCACGUGUACAUGAUUGUUGUUUUUCGAUCUUCUGCUGUUCCUGUGGAUGUUUUUUUUUCUCUCUCAUGCAGAGCGGACGAAUCUUCGUCUUCCUUCAGCUCAUUUAAGUCAAAACAAAAAAAAAAAAAAACACUCAAAUCUUCUUCACUUUCCUCGACUGUUUCUUCUCAGUGUGAUCCUGCUCUUGUCUCGUCACCUCUGUAGAAAACAAACCUAGGGAACCACAGGUGACCUUUGACCUCAGACUGAACAGAUCUGUAGCCGUUUGAGCUGGUGCUGAGGUUGAUGCGAAGCAGGAGGAUGUAAACUGUUAGUCGUAGUUGUAGUAAACAGGAAUGCUUAGAAACGCGAUGAGCUGCUGUGUGUUGUUGACCUGAUGAUCAACAUGUCUGCUUGCUUUGUCUCCACUGUAGAUUUCUACAGUUUGUUUUUUGUUUUGUUUUUUUGUAUUCCCUUUUUAAUAAACACUCCAAAACAAACAUGA
Lates calcarifer (barramundi perch) is the source of this 4932-nucleotide messenger RNA. It is a transcript of the gene kifc3, whose product is annotated as kinesin family member C3. The record is from RefSeq and is a predicted model, not a curated record. NCBI's taxonomy places the organism in Eukaryota, Metazoa, Chordata, Actinopteri, Centropomidae. Gene Ontology annotation, molecular function: microtubule motor activity; microtubule binding; ATP binding. The coding region runs from base 423 to 3617 and encodes 1064 amino acids. Gene Ontology annotation, biological process: microtubule-based movement. The transcript is spliced from 22 exons.